This is a messenger RNA of Cydia strobilella, 2886 nucleotides long. RefSeq lists its product as uncharacterized. The transcript is spliced from 3 exons. The record is from RefSeq and is a predicted model, not a curated record. Lineage: Eukaryota; Metazoa; Arthropoda; Insecta; Lepidoptera; Tortricidae. Bases 197 to 2731 code for a protein of 844 amino acids.
GAUAAAAUAUCCCGAAAUUAGCCUCCCUAGCUUCGACGGAGACCUAACACAGUGGCUGCAAUUUCGAGACACAUUUGAUGCCCUAGUCAACCAAGCUAGCUUAGCACCGAUCGUAAAAUAUAAGUACCUACGCAGUUGUUUACAAGACGGCGCACUUGAGGUAAUUAGUUCGCUCGAUUUCUCCGAGGACGCGUACAUGCUCGCGUGGCAGAUGCUUUGUGAACGUUAUAAUAAUCCUAAACGUUUAGUCACCAACCACAUGCGAGCCUUGUUCGACGUGGAACCGGUACCGUCAACUCCUUCGGGUCUAAGAGGUCUGUGCGAUAAUAUUUCCAAACAUUUGAGAUCUUUGCGCUCAUUAAAUGUACCUACCGAAAAUUGGGAUCUCGCAAUUAUUCACAUGUUAGUUAAAAAGUUAGACAGUCGAUUGCAAUCAAAGUGGGAAAACAGUGUUGAUUUGAGAAAAUUGCCUUCGUUGCAGGAUUUCAAAACCUUCCUAAAGAACCGAGCUGACCGGCUGGAAGCGACCAGCCCAGCAGUACCAUCGGACGCACCCAGCACUUCCAAGAAGGCCAUGGUAACCACGUCCGAACCUAUCAAGGUAACCUCCAAACAGUUUAAAUGUAACCAGUGUCCGUAUUGUUCGAGUACGCAUUAUAUUAAUCAGUGUCCAAAGUUUAGUGCAUUAAACGUUAUCGCGCGCAUCCGAGCCGUGAAUAAAUUACGAUUAUGCUUUAAUUGUUUGUCCGGAACGCAUGUCUUAACAAACUGCAGGGCCAGUACAUGUCGAGUAUGUAAGGGCAAGCAUCAUACGUUACUACACAAACCAAAUACCAACACUCAUGUAGGUAGUAACCCCGUACCAACGCGAUUACCAAUAUCAACGUUAAUCGACGAACAACCGAGUUCUAGUCAAAUCGAGACUACCUUGUCGAAUAACACUUUAAUCGAAAAACAAAUAAACAAUGCGCGAAAUAGGUCAGUUUUCCUUACAACAGCCCAAGUGCUCGUUAGGGAUAAGCAUAACAAUGUGCAUAAAAUGAAGGCAUUUUUAGACAAUGGCUCGCAAGAAAAUUUCAUUACCGAAAACGCGGCCAAAAAGUUACAAUUAAACAAGGAACAACUUGCCUUAAAUGUCAUAGGUUUCAAUGAAAAAGUGUCUAGCCUUUUAGAAUCGUGUGACGUAACAUUGCAUUCCUUAGACGGAACCUUUACAACGAAUUUGUCCUGUUUUAUUACGCCUAUAAUUUGUACUACCAACAUUUUAAUACCAAACGUGCAACGUUGGCACAUUCCGUCGCGUUAUAAAUUAGCUGAUGACGAGUUUAACUUAGCUCAAGAUGUAGAUUUGCUUAUCGGUGGGGAGAUAUUCUUUGAUUUACUUCUUACCGGUAAAUACAAGCUCGGGCCCGGAUUACCGGUUCUGAGACGCUCGCGAUUAGGAUGGAUAGUCACGGGUUCCGUACAAAAAAAAACCGAGUCUGCCAUUCAAUGUAAAGUUACAGUAGAAACUCAAUUAAAAAAGUUUUGGGAAAUAGAGGAGGGUUCCGCACCAAAUUUACCCUAUGAUGAAAAACAAUGUGAGGAUAUAUUUCUGAAAACUCACACUCACAACUCUGAGGGUAAUUUCGAAAUAGAACUUCCAUUAAAGCAGCCACCUACCAAGUUAGGUCAAUCUAGGCACAUAGCAUAUCGGAGGUUCAAAACAUUAGAAUCCAAGUUCGAGCGGAACCCCGAAUUUAAAGAUAAAUAUGUGAAUUUCAUGCGCGAGUUCGAACAAGCUGGCCAUAUGAUUCAAUUACAAGAUAAUUAUGAUGGCCCAUGUAAUUUUCUACCCCACCAAGCUGUUUUUCGCGACUCCCCCUCAACCCCUAUUCGAAUUGUUUUCGACUGCUCAUGCAGAACUGAUAACGGCAUUUCUUUGAAUGAUAUCCAAUACAAAGGCUCAAUAAUACAGGACGAACUCAUAAAUAUACUUCUACGAUUCCGAAAAUACCAAUAUGUUAUUAACGCUGACAUACAAAAAAUGUACAGAUGUAUUUAUGUUAAACCAAAUCAACAAUACCUACAAUGCAUAUUUUGGCGGGAAAAUACUCACCAACGACUCCAAAUUUAUAUGCUGACCACAUUAAGUUUCGGCUUAAAGUCAGCACCACAUAUUGCAACCAGAUGUUUGUUACAAUUGUCAAACGAAAACCAACACACAUUUCCAGCAGCUGCAGAGGCCAUAGCGAACCAGUUCUACAUGGACGAUUUUAUCGCCGGCGGCGACGACGAGAAUCAGGUAGCUGAAACAGCAUCACAGGUGAACGAGAUCCUGCGGGGAGCCAACUUCACGCUGCGGAAAUGGAAGUCCAAUUCCGAAGUCAUCAUAAAACGGGGCUCGAGUCAGCCAAUUUCCUGGCGGCGCUGCGACGAUUCAUCGCCAGGAGAGGUAAACCGAAGGAGUUGGACUUCUGGCGGCGCUGGUCACGUGACUACAUCGGAACGCUGCAGGAACGCACGAAGUGGAGGAGCGCGCGCGGCCCAAGCCUCGCAGUCGACACCGUCGUCCUGGUACGAGACGAGCGUCUGCCGCCCUGCCGGUGGAGGCUGGGCAAGAUCGUCGCGACGCAGCCGGGCCGGGAUGGCGUCACCAGGGUGGCCGUCAUCCGAACCGCCAGAGGGGACAUCCAACGCGCGUUCAAUAACAUUUGUCCAUUACCUACUUCGGGUGAAGUCAUAUAAGUAGUAAAUACCUACCAACAGUACCAACCUAAUGUAAAGUUCAAAUAAUUAUAACUAAGUGUCUAAUAAGUAUAAUUAAGUACCUAAAUUACCUUACUUACCUAGUACCUAUGUACAUAAUUAGAAUACCUACUCCCUAUUUAAAAUAAAAAUCAUUUC